Molecule: messenger RNA, 1105 nt
Organism: Botrytis cinerea B05.10
Lineage: Eukaryota; Fungi; Ascomycota; Leotiomycetes; Helotiales; Sclerotiniaceae
Exons: 1
Coding region: 168-1007 (279 amino acids)
Source: RefSeq, a predicted model, not a curated record
GACAUUCCUUCCUCUUUACUUGACAUGAUAUGAGAACUUGAUCGAUCUUGAGUUUUAUUUCAACAGCACAACUUUCUUGGUCCAAUUUGUUAACUACAUCGAAUCGAAAUUCUAAAUACAACUCAUUUCAGAUCAAUACCCUAGACAGUAUCAAAGUGAGAACAAGAAUGCCCGGAAAUAGUACUAUUGAAAGAUGGCUGGGCAAUAUUGAGAAUAAUGAUGGACAGUCUACAGUGGGGCGAGAAGAUGAUCAACAUAGAUACGCAAGUCGAAAAGAUGAGUCUGUCGAUUCAAGCUUUGGCAAGCCGCCGCAAGCUUCUUCUAGAUAUCGAGCAAAGCCGCAUAAACAUCAAAAAAGGUCACAGAAGUCACUUCCAUCUCAACGUGAAAGCUUCGAGGGUAGAUCGAGCAGCAAUUCACGUUCUAGAGUCAAGCCUCGAAAAAAAAACCAUGAUCCACGCUCGUCUCAACGGCUACCUGUUAGUGAUAACUCGCCGCGCAGUCCACACUCCGAAGCUGCGGCUCAAUCAAAUCUACCACGCUCAUCCUCACCUAGUGGGAAUGGCAGAUAUACCUCAUAUCACAUUCCAUCUCUCGGAUUCGGAUUCCCUGAGACAACUGCUGCAUCUCAUAUAACUAUUGCUCCAGCCACUGAGCCUCAACGACCCUCUGCUGGAGUCACUUUACACCAAGGCAUUUAUGAUAUACCCACUACGUAUCACACGGUGCAAGGCUUUUCAUCAUCUCCCCACCAAGGCCACCACAGAAGUGGCUACCCUACUAGCGAAGGAUCAUUCCAAUAUACCGUACCCCAAGAAAUCCAAAGAAUUGGAUUUAGAACAGCUGAGGGAAACGAUGCGUAUGAAAGAUAUUUGAGAGAGGCAGGCCAGAUAGAAAGAAUGGCCGUGUCACAAGCUAAACCAGCAAGGGAAACGUGGGCAAGAGAUAUAUGGGAAAGUGAAAUGGGAAAGCAAGGUAGUUCAGGAGGAAAGAGAGGUAUGUAUUAGGAGGAAGGGUAGAGAGCUAGAUAUCGGAGUUGAUAUAACGGUAUGGCGUUUGAAGCGAAGUUGGAGAUAUUGAACGAGUGUAGAUUAAAGGGUGGGGA